Arachis ipaensis is the source of this 2086-nucleotide messenger RNA. The record is from RefSeq and is a predicted model, not a curated record. Lineage: Eukaryota; Viridiplantae; Streptophyta; Magnoliopsida; Fabales; Fabaceae.
AUUUGACCUCCUUGACCUGUUUAGAGACAGAGAAUACAUUGAGGGAAAAAAAAAGCACUAUACAUCCUAGCAACACUGGGAGAGUGUGGUAAAGCCAAUAGAAGGACAUAGUAGUGUUAACAAGCUGAGCUCCAAUCUGCUCCUUGGCUUCCUUUGGAGAUUUUUCUACUGCUACACACCAUCCAUGGCUAUUGAAACUCUAGUCCUCGGUGCUGGGCAAGAGGUAGGGAAGAGCUGCGUGGUGGUUAACAUAAAUGGGAAGCGGAUCAUGUUCGAUUGCGGAAUGCACAUGGGUGUCUCGGACCACCGCCGUUACCCCAACUUCAGUCUCAUCUCUCCCACCGGCGAUUUUGACACCGCCCUCUCUUGCAUCAUCAUCACCCAUUUUCACCUGGACCACCUUGGUGCAUUGGUUUAUUUCACUGAAGUUUGUGGGUUUCACGGACCAAUUUACAUGACGUACCCAACAAAAGCUUUGGCUCCUUUGAUGUUGGAAGAUUAUCGGAAAGUAAUGGUUGAACGCCGUGGCGAGGAAGAGCAGUUUAAUUCUGAUCAUAUUGCUGAGUGCAUGAAGAAAGUUAUUGCUGUGGAUCUGAGGCAGACUAUACAAGUAGACAAAGAUCUUCAAAUUCGUGCCUAUUAUGCUGGCCAUGUUCUUGGAGCUGCAAUGUUCCAUGCAAAGGUGGGAGACUCGGAAAUGGUAUAUACAGGAGACUACAAUAUGACACCAGAUAGACACCUUGGAGCAGCCCAAAUUGAUCGAUUGCGACUUGACCUUCUCAUUACUGAAUCCACAUAUGGAACUACAAUUCGUGAUUCAAAAUAUGCUCGUGAGAGGGAAUUCCUGGAUGCUGUUCAUAAAUGUGUUUCUGCGGGAGGAAAGGUGCUUAUUCCAACAUUUGGUCUUGGAAGGGCUCAGGAACUAUGCAUUUUGAUGGAUGACUACUGGGAGCGCAUGAAUUUGAAGGUUCCUAUAUACUUCUCAGCAGGUUUAACAAAGCAAGCUAACGUGUACUAUAAGAUGCUUAUCAAUUGGACAAGCCAGAAGAUUAAAGAUUCAUACCCUACAAAUAAUGCUUUUGAUUUUAAGAAUGUUUGCAAGUAUGAAAGGUCUGUACUUGAUACUCCUGGUCCGUGUGUUCUUUUUGCAUCUCCUGGGAUGAUAAGCGGUGGGCUUUCGCUCGAAGUUUUCAAACGUUGGGCACCAUUUGAAAAUACCCUUGUUGCUUUACCUGGGUAUUGUUUGCCUGGAACAGUAGGACAUGUAUUAAUGUCUAAGCCCCCAAAAAUUGAAUUGGACCCCAACACAAAAAUUGAUGUGCGUUGCCAGGUUCAUCAGUUGGCUUUCAGUCCUCACACGGAUUCUAAAGGGAUAAUGGAUCUAAUAAAAUUUCUCUCCCCUAAGCAUGUUAUACUAGUGCAUGGUGAGAAGCCUAAGAUGGUUUCUCUUAAAGAAAAAAUUCAUUCUGAAAUGGGGAUUCCAUGUUAUCAUCCUGCAAAUAAUGAAACUGUAUCCGUUCCUUCAACUGUCUAUGUAAAAGCUCAAGCAAGUGAUGCUUUCAUGGAAAGAUGCUUAAAGCCAAACUUCAAGUUACAUAAAUGCAGUUCACAGGAGCCAUCUAUCAAAACCUUGACAGACAAAAACGUAGUGCCUGAGCUUCAAGUGAUAAAUGAAAAAGCUGUAUUUAUAGUUGAGGAUAAAAGCAAAAAGCUGAAAGUUGUGCACAAUGAUGAGGUUUUGGUCAUGCUGGGGGAAAAGAAGACGGAGGAUUAGCAUGCAAAUUAUCUUGUGGUGUGUGGUGUGUGUGUUUAUUAGAAUAUCUAUGGCGGGUGGUUGGUGGCACUAGCUAGUUUUACAUCUUAGGUUGUGUUUAUUAGUUUAGAUGGAUUUUGGAGGGGAGGAAAAAGCUUUGGAGGAUUAAAUCGCUUACGAGUUUUAUCCUUCUCUCUUGUUCUCGCAUAAUCACAAGCUAAUUAAUUGCGCUUAAUUUUUGUUUAUUUUUAUGUGGGUUACAUGGAAGUGAAUCAAAACUCUGUAGGAUUUCGAAAGAUCUAUCAGAUCAAAACCAAAGCAGUAUAUUUGUGC